AUGGCAACAAAAUCUCAACUCAAACCAAUCUUCUUCUCUCUCGUUCUUGUUUCAGCACUGAUCGCAACUUCGGAUGCCCUCGACAUCGGCAUCGGAACUUCCAAUGCCGGCGGCAUCGCCGUCUAUUGGGGCCAAAACGGCAACGAGGGCACCUUGGCAGCAACAUGUGUCACCGGAAGAUAUGCCUACGUUAACCUAGCUUUCCUUAACCAAUUCGGCAAUGGUAGUACACCGGGACUCAACUUGGCCGGCCACUGUAAUCCAGCGUCCAACGGCUGCGCCUUCCUCAGCAGCGACAUAAGGAGCUGCCAAAGCCGAGGAAUCAAGGUCAUGCUCUCCAUCGGAGGCGGCGUCGGCAGCUAUUCACUCGCUUCUAAAGCAGACGCCAAGAACGUAGCUCGUUACCUAUGGAGAAACUUCCUCGGCGGCAGUUCUCAUUCCCGUCCCCUCGGCAACGCCGUGUUGGACGGCAUCGAUUUCGAUAUAGAGCUCGGGUCUACUCAACACUACGAUGACCUCGCUCGUUAUCUUUCUGCUCACAGCAAACCAAAGAGAAAGAUUUAUUUAACGGCGGCUCCUCAGUGUCCGUUCCCGGAUAGAUUCUUGGGGGCUGCCCUUAACACGGGCCGCUUUGACUACGUUUGGGUUCAGUUUUAUAACAAUCCGCAAUGCCAAUACGCGUCGGGCAACACCGCCAACCUCUUGAACUCGUGGAAUCAGUGGACUUCUUCAAUAAACGCGAGGAAAAUAUUUAUGGGGUUGCCGGCGUCACCGGCGGCGGCAGGAAGCGGGUAUAUUCCGCCGAAUGUGUUGACUUCUCAGGUUCUGCCGGUUAUCAAGACAUCAUCAAAGUAUGGCGGCGUUAUGCUUUGGAAUAAGUUCUUUGAUGAUGCAAAUGGUUACAGUGCCUCCAUUGCAGCUAGUGUGUGAGCCAAGACUUGGUCUUCUUCGCUAAUAAUGUAAUAAAAUUGAGAGAU
This is a messenger RNA of Hibiscus syriacus, 977 nucleotides long. RefSeq names its product acidic endochitinase-like. The transcript is spliced from 2 exons. Gene Ontology annotation, biological process: carbohydrate metabolic process. Gene Ontology annotation, molecular function: chitinase activity. Lineage: Eukaryota; Viridiplantae; Streptophyta; Magnoliopsida; Malvales; Malvaceae. The coding region runs from base 1 to 930 and encodes 309 amino acids. Gene Ontology annotation, cellular component: extracellular region. The record is from RefSeq and is a predicted model, not a curated record.